Cajanus cajan (pigeon pea) is the source of this 2751-nucleotide messenger RNA. RefSeq lists its product as uncharacterized. The record is from RefSeq and is a predicted model, not a curated record. Gene Ontology annotation, biological process: regulation of DNA-templated transcription. Gene Ontology annotation, cellular component: nucleus. NCBI's taxonomy places the organism in Eukaryota, Viridiplantae, Streptophyta, Magnoliopsida, Fabales, Fabaceae.
AUUACCAAAUUCAAAUUUGACCAAAAGUUUUUGCAACUCUUCUCUGUUCCCGCCAUCUCACCAUUCAAGGAGGGAAUUUCUUUUUUUCCCAAAACAAGCUUAAAAUUUUUCACAUUAUCACCCUUAUUAAACUCGCAUUUUUCAGUGUCUUAUUAUAACUUACAACAACAAAAAUUUCAAAGUUAGCUCGUGAGAGUGUUGCUGUGUGUUUGGUGUUUGUUUUCUUAACUCUCUGUUGACUCUUCAAUCUCCGACUGCAACAUGGAAAUUGGGUCGAACCAGGUUGUUGCUGGUGACAAGAAAAGGAGGCGCUCCAAUUCUAUUGGUAUUAGAAUAGUGGGAACCAGAGUCUAUGAUUCUGCAAAUGGGAAAACUUGUCACCAGUGUCGGCAAAAAACCAUGGAUUUUUCUGCUGCAUGUAAGAAUAUAAAGAAGGGGAAGCCAUGUCCCAUUAGGUUCUGCCACAAGUGCCUCUUAAACAGGUAUGGGGAAAUUGCAGAAGAUGUGGAAGACUUGGCUGAAUGGACAUGUCCAAAGUGUAGAGACAUCUGCAACUGUAGUAUUUGCGAGAAAAAGCAUGGUCGAAAACCUACUGGUCAACUAAUUCGUAUGGCCAAGGCAUAUGGUUUCAAUUCUGUGUCGGAAAUGCUUAGUGCCAGCAGAGCUGCUGAUAAGUCUGGGGAUAUAGAAUCAAACAAGGUGAAUGACAUUGUUUUGCCUUCAAAGGAAUCAAAUCUGGAAAAGGAGCAGAAACGUGGUCGUAAUUCAAGUUCUGCUAAGGUUGUUAAGAGCAAAGCUGUUUCACCUAUGAAGCAAAUUGCAUCAGAUAAGGAGCUUGUAGUACUUCUCUCUGGUGAACUUGGGAAGGAAAACUCUUCGGAUGUGAAAAGUGAUUUAAAGCUUGACCCUCUGAACGGUCAGAAGGCAUCAUUGUGCAAAAUGUCCAAGAAAACAAAACGUGAAGAAUUAAAGGAAAUAUCUAAUGAAGACAAUGUUGAUGGUGCUCGCAAAAAGAAGAGCUUGAAAAGGCCUAAAAUUUGCAAAGAAGUUCCAAGGAAAGAAACAAAAGGAAAUACAAAUGAUGAAACUAAGGAUAAUAACAAAGUCUCUAAAAAGGGAACGAAAGUAGAUAGCAACCAUGAUACUGACAGACCUGCCUCUGGGUUGCAAACACAAGCAAACAAAAAUAAUUGUAAUGAUUUUGGAGACCAUGCAAAUGAUAUUCUUGGUCCUGUGACUUUGGCUCCACAAGAUUAUCUCUUCAAUCCCAAGUACCAUGAUAAUGCUGGUGCCAAGCUCCAAGAAGGAAUAGCAAGGUUCCCAAAUGAUGGUGUCAACAGGGAAAUAGAAAAAAUUGAAGAGGAAAUUCCUUUGCCCCCUGGAACUGAGAUAACAGAAAUAUUGGACAGUGAGUUUCCACCUGAAGAAGUUGGGAAUGCAUUGCAGCUUUUAGAGUUUUGCAGAGUGUUUGGAAAGGCUAUUGAUCUAAAGAAAGGAGAAGCUGAAGCCAUUUUACGAGAAUUAAUACGGAAACGAACUUUGCGUCGAGGACAAAACACUUUAGUGGUUCAGUUUCAAAUUAGAGUGUUGACCUUGAUACUAAUUGAUUCAGGAAAUGAGUCCCCAUCCUUAACUACUAACAAUGGAAGUAAUUCAUGGUUAAAGCCUCUAGAAGAUUUAAUUACUGAAUCUAAUGUUGUACUAAAAGAUUUCCCUUUGGAUUGGCUUCGAGAAGGCAUCAACGGAUACAACAAUUUAGAUUUAUCCUCAAAACUUUCCCUGCUGAAUUUUCUCUGUGAUGAAGCAUUAGGCACAGAGAAAUUGAGAAGUUAUAUUGAAGAUGAAAAUUCAAGGCGUGCAGUAGAUGUUAAAGAAGCAAAGUCAAAGGUAGCUGCAGCUAAGGAAAAGGAAAAGGGUCUUAGGGAGAAGUUGCAGAAAGAGAUGGCUAAAGCUUUUAUGCCAAAUGUGUCUCCCUUUCCAACGGAGAAGCACCAUGCUCUUCUUACAAAGAUUAAGACUGAAAUGGCUCAAGCUCAUGCUGAGAUGCUUGAGUUGAAGGGCACAAUUCCAAAAGAGAAUAAUAGUUCCGAUGCUAUGAGAAUCAAGCCCGAGUUUGUGGACUUCAAUGGUCAUGCAUUUUGGAAACUUAGAAGUUACAAUGGUGAUGCUAUUCUGUUGCAAGAUAUUAAAAUACAAGAUGAAACUGCUACAGCAUCAGAGGAAAAAUGGUUUGUUUAUGGUCAUGAAAAGAAGGACGAGGUUUAUAAGUAUAUUUCCUCAAGGGCUAAGAGGCUUAAACGUCACAAGGUUUCAAACAUGCUUUACAGUGAAGCUAAUCCGUAGGAUGUUUCUGGCUGUGGGUGAUUUUGGUUGAGGGUUGAGUGGGUUCCCUCAAUGUUGAUUUCUGUGUACAAAGGGAACUUCAUUGUGGUCAUCAAUCUACUACACAUAGGAAGAUUUUGAAGUUGCUGAUGUUGUUAAAACAUAGAAUCAAAUAUGGAUUUCUUGCACCUUAUUUCAUUGGACAGGAAGCUUAGGAGAUUUAGGUUUCUAGAUUUGUUGUUUAGCUUCCAAUUUUUUGAUGAUAGUUAAAAAUGGUCAUUAGGUUCCAAUGUAAUUACUAUUCAUAGCUGUAUUUUUCUUCAUUUGAAUAGUUAGGAUGCGGAUUGAUACGUCCAAUUGGAUAGUAAUGUCUUCCAAAGUAGUACAAUUUAAUUCUUGGCAUUCUAAGGCUAUAUCUUUCUCACUUAA